This is a messenger RNA of Peromyscus californicus insignis, 6096 nucleotides long. It is a transcript of the gene Intu, whose product is annotated as inturned planar cell polarity protein. Gene Ontology annotation, molecular function: protein binding. Gene Ontology annotation, cellular component: cytoplasm; cilium. NCBI's taxonomy places the organism in Eukaryota, Metazoa, Chordata, Mammalia, Rodentia, Cricetidae. Bases 254 to 3016 code for a protein of 920 amino acids. The transcript is spliced from 16 exons. Gene Ontology annotation, biological process: establishment of planar polarity; nervous system development; vesicle-mediated transport. The record is from RefSeq and is a predicted model, not a curated record.
GAGCGCGGUGCCUGGAGCGGUCGCGGGGUCCCCAGGGGCUACGGGGCACCCCAGCCCUGGGGAUCUGGGCGGCGCCACCAGAGCGCCCACCUGCAGAGACCUCGCGAUCGCUCCCGCCGACUUUCCCGGAGCACACGGACCCCCGGUGCCACCUGGGCAUUCGUGUCCUUCAUCCUCGAUCACAGUCGAGCUGGGGAACCGCUGACACCCGCUGCCGCUCCGAGGCUCGUCCUCGCGGCGGCUCCCCACGGGCAUGUUUCAGGGGGGUAGGACCAGCAUCCCCAAGCCCGCGCCCCGCAACCUGGAGGACCUGGACUCGGUGCAGCGCGUCUUGCUACACAGUGAUCUGGAGCCUGAGUGGCUGGACAGUGUGCAGAGGAAUGGAGAGCUGUUCUACCUGGAACUGAGUGAGGAUGAGGAGGAAAGCCUCCUUCCGGAGACACAGACCGUGAACCAUGUCAGGUUCAGUGAGAAGGAGGUCAUCAUUGAAGAGGAUGAUUCCAGAGAAAGGAAGAAGUAUGAACCCAAGCUCAAGCGCUUCACCAAGAUCCUGAAAAGCAAAAGACUUUUACCUAAGCGCUACCACAAAAAGAGCAGCAAUGACAAUGGGCCGGUGUCCAUUCUGAAGCAUCAGUCCAACCAAAAGACCGGAGUCACCGUGCAGCAGCGGUACAAGGAUGUGAGUGUCUAUAUCAACCCCAAAAAGCUGACGGUCAUCAAAGCCAGGGAGCAGCCCAAACUCCUGGAAGUGCUGGUGGGAAUCGUCCAUCAGACCAAGUGGAGUUGGAAAAGGAGUGGGAAGCAGGCCGACGGAGAGAGGCUCGUGGUGCACGGCCUGCUGCCAGGAGGCUCUGCCAUGAAGAGCGGUCAGGUCCUGGUUGGCGAUGUCCUUGUUGCUGUGAAUGAUGUAGAUGUGACUUCUGAAAACAUAGAAAGAGUUCUGUCUUGCAUUCCUGGACCAAUGCAGGUGAAGCUGACAUUUGAAAAUGCAUAUGCUGUGAAAAAGGAAACAACCCAACCAAAAAAGAAAAAGACCCAGUCGAGCACGAAUGAUUUGGUGAAACUUCUCUGUGGGUCGGAGGCUGAAGGCAUCCAGCACAGUAUCCUGGGCACCCCACACAUCAUCAUGUACCUCACCCUGCAGCUCCAGUCAGAGGUGUCCAAGGAGGAGCAGGAAAUUCUGUACCAUUACCCAGUAUCCGAAGCCUCUCAGAAACUCAAGAGUGUGAGGGGGAUUUUUCUCACACUCUGUGACAUGCUGGAAAGUGUAACUGGGACGCAAGUUACUAGCUCAUCCCUCCAUUUAAAUGGGAAACAAAUUCAUGUUGCCUUCUUGAAAGAAUCUGACAAGUUGUUGUUAAUUGGCCUGCCUGCUGAAGAAAUUCCUCUUCCCCAGCUGAGGAACAUGAUAGAAGAUGCUGCCCAAACCCUGAAGUUCAUGUAUGGUUCUUUAGACAGUGCCUUUUGCCAGGUUGAGAACACCCCUCGUUUGGAUCAUUUCUUCAGCUUGUUCUUUGAACGAGCUCUUCAGCCUGACAAGCUGCAUCUCAGCGCCAACCCUAGUGCUCAGCAGUACGAUGCAGCAAGCGCCAUGCUUUUAGACGGCCUCCCUGCAGUCCGUUGGCUCGCACUUCCACAGGAACUCAAGGUGGAGUUGGACACAGCGCUGAGUGACCUAGAGGCCGCAGACUUCGAAGAACUGUCCGAAGAUUACUAUGACAUGAGACGGCUGUACACAAUUUUGGGGUCUUCUCUGUUUUACAAGGGUUAUUUGGUGUGCAGCCAUCUACCGAAGGAUGAUGUUGUUGAGAUUGCCGCGUACUGCCGCCACUACUGCCUGCUGCCUCUAGCAGCAAAGCAAAGGAUUGGCCAGCUGAUAAUAUGGAGAGAAGUCUUCCCACGGUACCACCUCCAGCCUCCUGCAGAUGCAGACACCGAGGUCUUCCAGGAACCCGAAGGGAGAUAUUUUUUACUAAUUGUCGGAUUGCGACAUUAUAUGUUGUGUGUGCUGUUAGAAGCCGGAGGCUGUACAUCUAAAGCUACUGGGAAUCCCGGUCCAGAUUGUAUCUAUGUAGAUCAGGCCAGAACAACUCUUCAUCAGCUGGAAGGAGUAGACUCCCGCAUCGAGGAGCAGCUAGCCUCAUCUCUGGGGCCCUCUCUGUCUUGUGCUGACUGGUUCCUUGCUGCACCACGUGAAAAGGCAGAUAGUUUGACCACUUCACCCAUCCUCAGUAGACUGCAGGGGUCCACCAAGACAGCGACCUCUCCAACAUGCAGAAGAACCUUUUUCAGUGACUAUUCCUUCAAGGCACGGAAACCCAGUCCCUCCCGGAGCAGUGGAGGAUGUGAGCCUGGUGAAGGUGGAGAAAGUGCUGGUCCUAGCCCACACACUACCCCAGAUGCAAUACGGAGGCAAAGAGAAUCCGGUGGUUCAGAGGACAGCGCAGCCUUGCUUAAGCUCGCUAGAAAGAAAUCGACACUUCCAAAUCCGUUUCAUUUGGGAAAUUCGAAAAAAGAACUUUCAGAAAAAGAAGUGGAAGUCUAUAACACAACGAAGUUGACCUCUGGUCCUGAUAAUACACUCUUCCACUAUGUUGCCUUGGAAACAGUGCAGGGCAUCUUCAUCACCCCCACCCAUGAAGAGGUGGCUCAGCUAGGCGGUUCCGUCCACACUCAGCUAAUUAAGAAUUUCCAUCAGUGUUGUCUCUCUAUCCGUGCACUUUUCCAACAGACACUGAAGGAAGAGAAAAAGAAAGCACUGCGUGGUGCAGAGCAUUCGGAGUCUGCAGAUUCAGUGGCUUCUCUGACCCCUGUGAUAGAGCAUGGCGUGCUGUUUGAAUGUUCGCCUGAAAAUUGGACUGAUCAGAAAAAAGCACCACCAGUUAUGGCUUACUGGGUGGUGGGGAGGCUCUUCCUUCACCCAAAACCUCAGGAACUGUAUGUCUGUUUUCAUGACUCGGUCACAGAAAUCGCCAUUGAAAUGGCAUUUAAAUUGUUCUUCGGAUUAACAUUGUAGCUGUGUUUGUAGGAUGCACAAAUGGACGAACCAUGGGACAGUGUCAGAAUGGCUGAAAUCAACAUAGAGAGAUCAGGCUCAGCUUAGUCCUUUUUCAGUAUUGAACUUAUCUUGUUAAAUAUUGAGAUGCAGUGCUGUUAGGCUGGUACAUCCAGUCAUAUGUAGUAUUAUAUGAGACAUCUGAGCAGAUACUUGAUCAAAAUACGGAGACAAGAUUGCUAAUUUAUUGCCAUUUUGGUAUACCAUGCUAAUUUAUUGAGUAGUUUUAAAUAAUGUAAACUCUUUAAUAAAAAUUAAUAGAUGUUUAUUUGGGGAUCAUAUUUAACUCAUUGUUUGUCUUUCUUUGAACCCAUGCUGACUUAUUCCUGGUGAAGGAAUCAUAAAAUUGAAGAGAUGACAGGUUGUAUAGUCAGUCAGUUCUGUGCUGCGAGGGGCCCUCACCUGUCAGGCCUCAGAGCAUCUGUGUACUAAUAACAUUAUUAUUGCAUUGGGAUUUUUGAACAUCACAGUUAAGAAAAAUGCAUUGUUUUUGUUUUGUGUAUUGGUCAGUAUCUAAAUUUGCAAUAUCUGUGUUCUGGUUUCUUAGCAAAUCAAAAGCUUUUGCAUUAGUUUUAAGUAUUUUAGUAGAUACCUCACUGCAGAGGAAGAUGGGAAGGACGAAAGUCAAAGUUAAUUUAUAUUUACUUGAUUCUCUUUACUCUUUGUGAUAAACUUUAUUUUGGAUUGGGAUACAUAUUUUUAAUCAUCCAUAAGUUUCCAUUGCUUUUUUUCUUCUUGUUGAAGGACAUUUUGGUACACAUACAUUUUUAUAUCACCUCUACCAAGUCAUAUUAAAAAUACUGGAAGAGGGCUGGAGAGAUGGCUCAGAGGUAAUGAGCAAGUACCUCACUGGAAGAGACCUGAGUUCAGCUCUCAGCACAUGCGCGCGCGCGCACACACACACACACACACACACACACACACACACACACAAAAUUAGAAAAUAAAAGCCUUUUUAAAACACUGAAAAAAAAAACAGGUUAACACUGUCCUAGGGUAACUUCUUUUAUAAAAUACUAAUUUUUGUCUUACAAAUAAACGUCAGUCUGUACUGGAUUUUCCCAAAGGGAGAGGGAAGGAGCACUUUAACUGACAGCAGCUUACUUGAGCUUCACUAGUACAGCUUGACUAGACACAUGUUUUCUUUGGCCAUGAGAAUUUAGUGUAUGGAAGAAAAGAAAAAUACAGUAAAUCUACAUUUAUUAUUACCAUCUACCCUAGUGGACUUCCCACAGGCUCAAUAUCCCCACACUUCCCAGCCCUGGGUAGUUUCUCCUUCAAGGAUUAUGUAUGUUGGAAGGCAGGCUAUCUAAAGUCGAUCUAAAGUUCAUCUCUGCAUUUUCCCUCCUUUGAACAUGAGCCUUCCAGCUUAAAACUACAAAGCAUAUCAGUGCGCCCUGAGCCAUUUGGUCUUAUAAAAAAUACUGUUUAAGAGAGUCUCAUCAAGGCAUUGGUGACAGACACCCACUGUUUACAUCACCAGUGACUCCUGGGCUUUAAUUUCAGUUUCCAAGUAAGAGAAGGAAAUUUUGGAUCUUGAAAUGUAGAGAACAGUUUGAAAUAUCUCCCCUCUUAACACUGAGUCCAAUUAGUUAAGACUAUCUUCUGUCUUAGACUGCCUGUGUGCCAAUGUAUGUGUUCAGCAUUUCUAAAAAUGUAUUUAUUAAAUGUCUUAAAUUUCUGGAUAUCCCCUCAAAUCCCAAACUGUUUCUAAUACUGAUCAUUAUGAUGAAUGUAGCCAUUGAUCACCUCAGGUUUUCAAACAGAACACACUAAGACUUGGGAUUUUAAUACAGGGAACUUUUUCCACUUAAAAUUUGAUCUGGUGGUGCUUUCUGGGAGUCAGGUAGCCGUGAGAACAAAAAGUGGUGUAAAAAUACAAAGCAGACAACAGAUCUUAUUGAUGGGCUGUUUGCUGUGUGGUACAUGUACACUACAAUGUCCGUGUUGAAGAGGCAUUGCAUUUUUAAAAAAUAAAAUGCUGUCUUCUUUUUCAUUUCCAGGUGAAUAUUGGGGGUAAACUUAGCUCACCAUCUCUCUAGAUAGUUCAGACUCAUACCUGAAACUCAGUCAGUGUCUUACUGUUGGACAUUGAAGUCCUGUCUUUGCCCUUUACAGGGAGGGGACAAAGUGACAGGUGCAGACCCCAUAGCGAUGGGCUUUCAGAGAAAUCUCAGAGUUAGGCUAUUCAUAUCUUAAUAAUAACAUUCCAAAAGACACUAAAUCCAGUGUCUACCUAGCAUUCUUAGAAAACCCGACACAGCCAGGCAUGGCGGCCCACGCCUGGAAUCCCAGUGUUCAGGAGGCUAAGGCAGGGGACGAUAAUAAAUUCAAGGACGACAGGGCUGUAUAGUAAGGCCCUAUCUCAGACAGACAAACAAAACCACAAGGACUUUCUUACUACUGUCAGAUGGUUCUUGGCCUCAAAGAAAUUUUAGAGUGUUGCCUUUUCUUUUCUUCUCUCUCUUCUCCCUCUCCUUAGCUUUCUUUCGGUUCUGUAAUGUCAAAACUGUACCUAGGAGGGUAUACAGUGUUUCACUUUUUGUGCCAAGGGACUAUGGAUGAUGAUGCGUGUGUAACAAGAUGGUAAUUGUGAAAUAAUUGCUUUUUAAAUACUUCUGACACAAAUGGAAAAAAACUGUGAAACCAGUCUACUAGGUUUGUUUGUCUGUUUUAACCAUUAUUUGUUUCUGUGUGUUCUCUAAAUCAUGGUUGUCGCAUAUUAUGAAGUAUGAAGUGUGAGCUGCAGCUACUAUUUAUCAACAUUAAAUGGCGUCUGCUUGAAAACCAAAGGAAACAGCCGAGUCAUGCCUAUUACUGCACAACACGGCAGGACUGAUCUGAGAAAAUGCCUCCUCCCUCUUGUUUUGAGAAUAAGGAUUUAUAGUUUGGAUUUUUUCAAAUAGUAAGUGCUGUUAAAACUUGAACCUACACACCAAACCAUAUGAACUAAUUUAAUUUUAAAGAGUUUUAUUUCUGUAUGUAAUUAAAGCUAUUUUUCUACAUUAUUCAGAGUUUUAAAUAAAAGCAUUUUGGAGGUU